AUGUCCCGCCAAGGAGAUGUUUCAACUGCAGCUGCUCUUAUGAGCUCUAAGACGCCGCUGCCCCGCCCCCUCGGCCCCGCGGGGUGGGUGCAGAGCCCGCUCCAGCUCCCCGCGCUACCGUCGCGGUGCGCCUGCGCCAACCGGGCAGGUUCCCCCCCCCCCCCCCCCCCCCCCCCCCCGCGAGCCCCUGCUCUUCCCUCAGAUUUGCCUAAAGCCACAGGGAAGGUGGUGGAAAAGUCACCGUCGCCUUUGCCAGAAAGAGCGAUUUAUGGCUUUGUUCUUUUCCUAAGUUCUCAGUUUGGCUGCAUACUUUAUCUUGUGUGGGCGUUUGUUCCUGAAUCUUGGUUAAACUCCUUGGGCUUGACAUACUGGCCUCAAAAGUACUGGGCAGUGGCAUUGCCCGUCUACCUCCUCAUCGCUGUUGUGACUGCGUACGCGCUCCUGUUUGGAAUUAACAUGAUGAGUACCUGUCCACUGGACUCCGUUCACCUGAUCACAGAUAACUAUGCUAAAAACCAACAGUGGAAGAACCACCAGGAAGACGCCAUCCCAGCAUUAAGAGCUAUUCCCAUUAGUGAAGUGAACAAAAUGUUCUUCCUCAAAGCUAAACAACUUAACACCCAAACCUGA
Messenger RNA from Acomys russatus (golden spiny mouse), 630 nucleotides. RefSeq names its product phosphatidylinositol N-acetylglucosaminyltransferase subunit P-like. The record is from RefSeq and is a predicted model, not a curated record. The transcript has 2 exons. The coding region runs from base 1 to 630 and encodes 209 amino acids. Lineage: Eukaryota; Metazoa; Chordata; Mammalia; Rodentia; Muridae.